UAACUGUUUCAGUCGUGUGUCGAUGUCUGUUCCUAAGCUUAUACAUGAGUGUCCAGUUGAGCAAAAUUAAAUGAUAUUCUUCGGACGCGUCGACGCGCAUUUUAUUUGUAUGUCAAGGAGUUAAGAUACUGGAGAACCAUAAGCUCGACUAUAAGACACUUUUGACAGUACUUUGACAGGAGAUCUAAAAUAGAAAUAUAUAUGUCUGAUAAAUGGACAGUAAAUAUAUGUGCAUUUGAUACAUAUUAAUAUAAUAGACAGUUCUGAUAGUAAAUAAUAAUAUCUAGAUCGAGUAUUAAGGAGUGGGGAUAGUCGAAUAUUAAACAGAGAUAGCGUGCUUUUCAGAAGUCUGUGAAGUCUGAUAGAGAUCUGUGUCUCUAACUGAUUGGAAGAUUGUGUAUACGAGAUAUUAUUCUCUUUGAAAUCUUACGAUUUUUGAGAAAGAAAUCGCUGCGAAUCGGAAAUAUGACGACGACAGAUGAGAUUAAUCCGUUUUAUCAUUCUCUGAGUGGUGACAGGCAGGAUGAUGAGAAAUUGUUGGAACCGAUUAAAUAUAUUAUUCAACUUCCCGGAAAGCUAAUAAAUCAGAAAUUAGCCCAGGCUUUUAAUUAUUGGCUAAAAAUAUCGUCCGAUAAAAUACAAGCAAUCGACGAAAUAAUAGUCAUGAUCUACAACUCAUGCCUUUUGAUUGAUGAUAUUGAAGAUAAUUCUAUUUUACGAAGAGGUGCUCCUGUCGCUCAUUCUGUUUAUGGAAUUUCUAGAUCAUUAAACGCUGCAACUUAUGCCUUAUUUGUCGCCAUGGAAAAAGUUAUUAAUUUGCAUCCUACAGCAAUAAAAGUGUAUGCGGAACAAAUGUUGGAACUUCAUAGAGGUCAAGGAAUGGAGAUUUUUUGGCGGGAUAAUUGCAUCUGUCCAAGCGAGGCAGACUACAAGAUUAUAGCAAUAAAAAAGAUGGGUGGUGUCUUUAACUUGAUAGUAAAAUUAAUGAAAUUGUUUUCAACUUACGAAGAAGACUUAUCAUUACUAGUAGCUACUUUGGGUUUAUACUUUCAAAUACGUGAUGAUUAUGGCAAUUUGAAAGCCGAUAAGUAUACCGAAAAUAAGACUUAUUGCGAUGAUUUGAGUGAAGGAAAAUUCAGCUUUCCCAUUGUUCAUGCGAUUACAACGAAUCCUGAUCAUAGCGAAAUAAUAAAUAUUCUGAAACAACAAACCAGAGAUAUCGAAACGAAACGUUGUUGCAUUAAAUUGUUAGAGAAAUUUGGCUCUUUCAAAUACACGAGAAAUGUACUUAAAAAGUUGGACAUGCAAGCGAGAGCUGAGAUUGAACGUUUAGGAGGCAAUCCAUUUUUGAUACAAAUUUUAGACGAGCUCAAGCAUUGGGAUUAUUGGAACUAAAGAAGCAACCAAAGAUCUUUUAACUGGAACAUUUAAAAUUUACAAAGGAAAGAUAUGUGUCAAAUUUGUAUAUUUCUUUAUCAUCUUAUGUAAAACAGUAAAUUUUUAUAAUGUUACCUAUUGAGUGAUUUAUUAUUGAUUAUUAUGGCAAAAGAAAAUAAGGGAUUAUAUAAAAAAAAAAUGAUAUAUGGAAAAAUUAAUAAAAAAUACAGAUCAAAAUUUCUUGAUAAAAGGCUUUGUAUUGUAAAAAGAAAAAAAAUAUUAUAACUAAUACAAGAUAUUUACUUCCUGGAAAAAAAACUGGUAAAAAAAAAUUCUCAUGGAAUUUUUAUGGAAUUUUAUUGAAACUUGGAGAAUUUUUUUAAAAAUUGUGUUCUUGAUUAUUUUUAUUCUUAUAUUGCAAGCAGUCGCUAAUCGGCUGAUUGGGCAAGUUAACAAUGGCAUAUGUGUAUCGUAUGUGUACGUAAAUUUAUUAAUAUUAUUAAUUUACAAUUUAAUACAUUUCAAUUAAAUGCUACUUCUAUAAUCUUGUUUAUUAAUAAUUGUUUUUUAUACAACAUAACUUUUGCGCAUGAUUCAUACAUCAUUCAAGUG
This is a messenger RNA of Cataglyphis hispanica, 1989 nucleotides long. Its product is annotated as terpene synthase-like. NCBI's taxonomy places the organism in Eukaryota, Metazoa, Arthropoda, Insecta, Hymenoptera, Formicidae. The transcript is spliced from 8 exons. Gene Ontology annotation, molecular function: prenyltransferase activity. The record is from RefSeq and is a predicted model, not a curated record. Gene Ontology annotation, biological process: isoprenoid biosynthetic process. Bases 466 to 1395 code for a protein of 309 amino acids.